AUGUCUCCGAUCAAUGUUUCAGAAGUUGCACCAUUUUUGGCCUUUGUGUUAAUAAUGAUGUUUGCUGAGAAAAUUCCUGUCCAUCUGAUUUUCGUUGCCAUGUGCUCUGUUACAUAUGUCAUCAGACAGCAACUUACUGCAGAACUCGACGCACGUAUGGAAAGAUUAACCGCGGAUCUUACAUCACGAGAUGUCACAAUUGUGGUUGAGAGACAGAGAAUCCUGACAAUG
Racocetra persica is the source of this 231-nucleotide messenger RNA. The record is from the annotation of a GenBank genome assembly. Lineage: Eukaryota; Fungi; Glomeromycota; Glomeromycetes; Diversisporales; Gigasporaceae.